Messenger RNA from Cuscuta europaea, 565 nucleotides. The record is from the annotation of a GenBank genome assembly. Lineage: Eukaryota; Viridiplantae; Streptophyta; Magnoliopsida; Solanales; Convolvulaceae.
GCGAGGGCUAUGAGGAAUGGAUUUGGAAGACUUUCUGGAAUUCUCUCGAGAUGCAACGAGAACUGAAGCGCCUUUGCAUCCUAGACCGUAUAUAAAUAGUUUUUCUGCUUUCAAAAGAAAAGCAAAAGAAAAGUCACGCCAAAUUGCAGAGAUGCAGGGGAAGAUUGCCUCUCAUGGUGCCCUAGCGGUUGCGGCUGCGGAUCGACUUGAUGGUGAACAUGAGGCGGUCGGUGACCAAGCAAUGUGUGAUGGAAGAUGUGACCGAAACAGGAAGGCGGCGACCCAACAAAUUGCAAGCGACGCUGCAAAGUCUGGCUGACAGGUGUCGAUUCGACGGUAUACUGACCGUAUGAAUUGGAGGCGGCGGCGUUGCUAUGUUCGGCCACUUGUGGUGGCCGUGGUCUACAGCAAGAGGCGGUUGAGGGCCUACUUGGUAGUACGUGACAACGAAAAUUCUUGCCCAGUCGCCGCAAUAGGAUGGCGUCGGCUCCCGCUAUAGCACAACCGCUUGCGUGGAACGUCGGCCUUGGACUGGAGAGCGGUUCUCUAAAUUGUUUAAUCCUAG